Molecule: messenger RNA, 1341 nt
Organism: Nerophis lumbriciformis (worm pipefish)
Lineage: Eukaryota; Metazoa; Chordata; Actinopteri; Syngnathiformes; Syngnathidae
Source: RefSeq, a predicted model, not a curated record
AUGUCAGUGGUGACUGUCCAAUUGGGUCAGUGCGGCAACCAGGUGGGUCUGGAUUUGUUUGACACCCUCUACAAUGACGCUCAGGCGGGCCAGAAGAAAUCAUAUGCUACUGCCAGCUAUGAACGCUUCUUCCACCAAACUAAAGAUGGAGAUCUUGUUGCCAGGGCAGUGCUGAUUGACAUGGAGCCAAAAGUUAUCAAACAGAAUUUUAGUAAAACUGCCAAAUCCGGCGUAUGGAAAUAUGACAGUGCAUCGAGUUUCAGUCAAAGCCAGGGGAGUGGCAACAACUGGGCAAAUGGGUUCUGCAUCCAUGGCCCCCGACACAGAGAAGUGAUGGAAGACCUCAUUAGACGAGAGGUAGAACGCUGUGACAAACUGACUGGAUUCAUGGCCAUGAUGAGUGUGGCAGGUGGGACUGGCUCUGGAGUGGGCACCUACGUCACUCAGUGUUUGCGGGACGUCUACCCCAAAUCUUUCAUUGUCAAUCACCUCAUCUGGCCGUACGAAACUGGCGAGGUGACUGUCCAGGACUACAACUCAGUGCUGACGCUGGGUCACAUCUACCAGCUGUCAGAUGGCAUCCUGGUUCAUGAGAACGAUAUGGUAAACAAGAUCUGCAGUCAGCUGCUUCAUAUAAGCGACAUCUCCAUUGCCGAUUUAAACAAGGUGAUCGCGCAUCAGCUGGGCGCCAUCUUUCAGCCAGUGUUCACUGCUGACUCAGAUGGACACUACAGCAGGAAUUUUCUGGGAGAACUUGUGAGUGCCCUCGCAUGCCACCCUGAGUACAAGCUGCUCAGCAUGAGCACUGUACCUCAGAUGCCGAGUUCUUACAUUCCAUACACCACCUUCGAAUGGCCUUCUCUGAUCAAGCACCUGCGACGGAUGCUCAUCUCCAACACCAGGAUGGAGGAAGGCAAGUUUAACCAGGUGCGUCCAUCGGCAGUCACAGGUAGUACACAGAGUCUGACUGGAUCUAAUCUCAACACCUCCUUGGCCAAUCUGCUCAUACUGAGAGGCAAAGAUGUAUUCACCGCCAACACAGGGGACUUCAGCGAAACAUCACUUUACACCUCAUGGCAAUCACCAAAGGACGCUUUCAACGUGUGGAAAUGUCCUGUCCCGUUCAGGAAGUACGAAAAAAUGGCUAUGCUGGUUAGCAACAGUCAAGCUUUGAUUGAACCAUUGGACAAUACAUUGAGGAAAGCUUGGAGUAUGUUCGCUGCAAGGGCUUAUGUCUAUCAGUACACAAGGUUUGGGAUGUCAGAAGAGGAUUUACUUGAAAGCUUCACAUUUGCAGAGCAAAUAGUGUCCAGCUACAGUCAACUGGGCUGUAAGGGAUAA